Molecule: messenger RNA, 782 nt
Organism: Myiozetetes cayanensis
Lineage: Eukaryota; Metazoa; Chordata; Aves; Passeriformes; Tyrannidae
Exons: 4
Coding region: 38-703 (221 amino acids)
Source: RefSeq, a predicted model, not a curated record
UGUUGCAGCACAGCAAGCUGACGUGUGGGAGGAAGCUAUGGCAUCAAAGGAGCCUGCCUCCUUCGUGGACCGGACCACCUGGGAGCUCCUCAACCUGCUGGACAUGCUGGGAAAGCGGAAUGGACGGGUGGGAGUAAUGGAGGUGGACGAUGCCGAAUCAAGAGCCCCCUCGUUGCUGGUGGACUUUACUCGGGACCUGUGUGGCACAGGUGACAUCAAACAUAAGCCACAGCAGGCAGGGAGUGAGGGAAAGGAAGAGGAGGAUGUGAUUCCGCCACAUCUGAUUUUUAUGCUGUGGCAAGCCAGUGUGUUGAAGAGGCUCAUGCAGUGGGAUCACUUGGAUGAGGCCAUCCGGGAUGUGAGGAACCUCCUCCCUUGCCUGCCGGAUGUGCUGGUGCUUGUGAUGAUCCGUCCAGACUGCCAGGAGCAGCUGGACCAGGCAGUGAGAGCACUGAGGAGAAUGCAGUGUGUGCUGGAUGGGGCCCUGCAACUGCCCGUGGAGACGGCGAUCUACAGCCCAAGCCAGCCUGGAAGUGUCCUGGAGGCAAAGAGAGCUGCCUGUAGAGCUCUGAGAGAAGCCUUGAACUGCCAUGAAGAAGUCGACUCCCAGGAGCCAUUUAUUAUUUCGCUCCCGGAGCUCAGAUAUUGCCGUGUUCUGCCUGAACGUAGGCAAGACAAGGUAUCAAAGACGGAUGGAGAAUGAAUUCCCUUGGGCAGCAGAACCUGUCAGAUCUUUUAUUGCCCUAAGGUCUUCAUUAUCAUCAAAAGAAGGAUUAAAAGCC